GGGAGCUCAUGACCUAUUCCCACGACAACACCAUAUGCGGGAUCACCUCUGUCUCGUCCUCCUCGCUGGUUUUUCAGAAUUUUCUCCCUGUGUUACUCAGAAGAUUAUGUUUCUCAUGAAGCCUUCUGUGUGCAUCUUUCUUUUCACCUGUGUCUUCCAACUCAGCCACCCCUGGUCAGUGAACAAUUUCCUGAUGACUGGUCCAAAGGCUUACCUGAUCUACUCCAGCAGUGUGGCAGCUGGUGCACAGAGUGGAAUCGAAGAAUGCAAGUAUCAGUUUGCCUGGGACCGCUGGAACUGCCCCGAGAGAGCUCUGCAGCUGUCCAGCCAUGGUGGACUUCGCAGUGCUAACCGGGAGACAGCGUUUGUACACGCCAUCAGCUCUGCAGGCGUCAUGUAUACUCUGACAAGAAACUGCAGCCUCGGAGACUUUGACAACUGUGGCUGUGAUGACUCCCGGAAUGGGCAACUGGGGGGCCAAGGCUGGCUGUGGGGAGGCUGCAGUGACAACGUGGGCUUCGGAGAGGCGAUCUCCAAACAGUUUGUCGAUGCCCUGGAGACUGGGCAGGACGCCCGGGCAGCCAUGAAUCUGCACAACAACGAGGCGGGCCGCAAGCCGGGCCGAGAGGCCGCGCGGAAGCGCUGCGCCCGGGCUGGGGCCGAAGCCCUGAAGGGCCCCCUCCUGCCUCCUUUCCCGUUGGUUCCGGGCUUCUCGAGAUACCAGCCUCACAAGAGCCCUGCUUCCCUGACAGCCUGCACAUUUAGCCGAUUUGACGGAGGUCAAUCCGGCGAGGAGCAGAAAACCGCGCACAUCCUCUCGCACUGA
Messenger RNA from Fukomys damarensis (Damara mole-rat), 826 nucleotides. RefSeq names its product Wnt family member 8B (gene Wnt8b). NCBI's taxonomy places the organism in Eukaryota, Metazoa, Chordata, Mammalia, Rodentia, Bathyergidae. Bases 35 to 826 code for a protein of 263 amino acids. The transcript has 8 exons. Gene Ontology annotation, molecular function: cytokine activity; frizzled binding. The record is from RefSeq and is a predicted model, not a curated record. Gene Ontology annotation, cellular component: extracellular region. Gene Ontology annotation, biological process: multicellular organism development; neuron differentiation; canonical Wnt signaling pathway.